Molecule: messenger RNA, 870 nt
Organism: Nothoprocta perdicaria
Lineage: Eukaryota; Metazoa; Chordata; Aves; Tinamiformes; Tinamidae
Product: deoxycytidine kinase-like
Exons: 7
Coding region: 1-798 (265 amino acids)
Biological process (GO): nucleobase-containing compound metabolic process
Cellular component (GO): mitochondrion; cytoplasm
Molecular function (GO): deoxyguanosine kinase activity; ATP binding
Source: RefSeq, a predicted model, not a curated record
AUGUCCACCCCCGCCAAGCGGCUCUGCCGCAGCCCCGCCGGCUGCCUCGACUCCAGCUUCCAGAAGCGCCUCAAGAAGAUCUCCAUCGAGGGCAACAUCGCUGCAGGGAAGUCUACAUUUGUCAGGCUGCUAGAGAAGCACAGCGAUGAGUGGGAGGUGAUCCCUGAACCCAUUGCCAAGUGGUGCAACAUCCAGACUGCAGAGGACGAGCACGAGGAACUUUCCACAUCUCAGAAGAGUGGAGGAAAUCUACUGAAAAUGCUGUAUGAUAAACCCACAAGAUGGGCCUACACAUUUCAGACUUACGCCUGCUUGAGCCGUGUAAGGGCACAACUAAAACCCAUCUCAGCCAAGCUACAUGAAGCCGAACACCCAGUGCAGUUUUUUGAGAGAUCAGUGUACAGUGACAGAUAUGUGUUUGCUUCUAAUCUGUUUGAAUCUGGAAACAUCAAUGAAACAGAAUGGGCUAUUUAUCAGGACUGGCACACGUGGCUAUUGAACCAGUUUGAGUCUGAUAUAGAACUGCAUGGCAUGAUCUACCUAAGAACCACACCUCAGAAAUGCAUGGAAAGGCUUCAGAAGAGGGGAAGAGAAGAGGAACAAGGAAUUGAGCUUGAAUACUUGGAAAACCUCCAUUAUAAACAUGAAACAUGGCUUCAUGAAAGGACUAUGAGAGUCGAUUUUGAGAACCUUAAAGAAAUUCCUGUACUAGUUUUGGAUGUUAAUGAAGAUUUUAAGAAUGAUAAGAUUAAACAGGAAUACCUGAUUGAUAAGGUCAAGUCUUUUUUGACUUUGUAGAGAUCUGAAGAUAACCGCAAGUGACCAGCCCCAAAGUGCAAGAGUUUAAUCAAACAAUGCUAUGUGCUUAGG